GCGGCAGUUGCGUUCUCCUACGGCCUCCAAGACCACGGAGUGACCCGAGCCGAGGGCUGUGCAGUUGGCCUGGGACGCGAGCGGGCUACGCCGGAUUUGCUUGCAUCGCGGAGCAAAAAAGAAGAACCAGCAGUGCCUGUGUCUCCUGGACUCGCCUUCUGAGGAGCUGCUCCGGAAACCUCUGUGCUACCCUUCCCAGGACAGGGAGCUCCAGGCCCAGCAGCAUGGGGGAGGCUUGCAUCAAGGUCACCAAGUACUUCCUGUUCCUCUUCAACCUGCUUUUCUUCAUCCUGGGCGCCGUGAUCCUGGGCUUCGGGGUGUGGAUCCUCGCUGACCGCACCAGCUUCAUCUCCGUGCUGCAAACCUCCUACAGCUCCCUGCAGGUGGGCGCCUAUGUCUUCAUCGGCGUGGGUGCGGUCACCAUGGUCAUGGGCUUCCUGGGCUGCAUAGGAGCCAUCAACGAGGUCCGCUGCUUGCUGGGACUGUACUUCGCCUUCCUGCUGCUCAUCCUCAUCGCCCAGGUGGUGGCCGGGACACUCUUCUACUUCAACGUGGGCAAGCUGAAGGAGGAGAUGGGCACCGUGGUGUCGAAGCUCAUCCGGAACUACAACGCCAGCAGCGAGGACAGCCUGCAGGAAGCCUGGGACUACGUGCAGGCACAAGUGAGGUGCUGCGGCUGGGUCAGCUUCCACAACUGGACGGACAACGCGGCUCUCAUGAAUGAGAGUGAGAUCGUCUACCCCUGCUCCUGUAAGAACGAGAGCGACAAGGAGGUCAGUUUCUCCAAUAUAAAGGGCUUCUGCAGCCUCCCGAACUCCACCCAGGUGAACAACAACCCCGAGAAGUGGCCGGUGUACAAGGAGGGCUGCCGGGAGAAGGUGCAGAUGUGGCUGCAGGAGAAUCUGGGCAUCAUCCUGGGCGUGUGCGUGGGCGUCGCUGCCGUGGAGCUCCUGGGCAUGCUCCUGUCCAUCUGCCUGUGUCGGCACAUCCGCUCCGAAGACUACAGCAAGGUCCCCAAGUACUGAGGGGCGCUGUUCCCCUCCCUGCCCUAUCUCCUACCUGAUGCCUCCCAGAGGCUCCCUGGCUCCUCCCCGCCCCUUCCCCUCACUGUGCUGGCUGGAAGUGGGGGCUUCCUGGGGCGGGGGCUUCCUGGGGCGGGCACCUCUCUCUAUGCCUUUUUGCCACUGAUAUUGAGCCCCAGUGACCCAGUGGCCCCUCUGCUCGCUGCCCCUUGGCCAGGGGACUCUUAGCGGCUACAGGGGCCAGACCCGCACUGCCCUGCGAAGCUUGCAGGGCAAACGCACCCAAUGGGUGAGGGCCACAUGAGGUCUGGUGCCACCGGGGCUGCCCAUGGGGUGGGUCUCCUUCCUUCCACUGUGACACUCACAUCUGGUUUCUCGAGUUUUCAUGGAAGGCGGCAGGACAGCGUGGGCGGCAGCUCAGCCCGUCUGGACCACGCUGAGUGCCCUUGGGUGGCACAGGGUCUGCCUGUUGCAGACACAGGAGCCCUUCGGGGCAUGGCACAGACAGACUGGCCCUGCAUCCUACAGAAGUCGAGGAUCUGGGCCAGCCCUGCUGGCAGCUGUCCCCUGACCCUUGCCUCCCGCUCCCCCAGCAGCAGGGACUGAGCCUGCGCCUCAUGGGGACAGCUGGGCUCUGUGUGUUCAGUUCUGUAAAAACAAACUGCAGGUUCCAGGACUAUUAAAGUGGGUUUGUAACAAUUCUGCCGGAAAUGGUGGGGCCAUUGCUUCUAGGGAUGGGGAGGACUUGCAGCUAGGAAAAGUGGGGGCUCCCUGCCGCCUCGCAUCCAGGGCGCCUUCUCCCAGCAGGCUUGGCUGCAUCUUUCUAGAGCAUCCAGCUUUGAUAAGAAUCGCGGGAAGGAGCCCUCCUCAUACUAAAGGCAUGGAGUCACGUGGGCAGAAUCCAGGGCCCCUUUGAGAUGGAAUGCGAAACUGUAUUUGGGGGAAUUGAUACGGUGUCUGUAGGUACCCCGGGCUGACCUAGUAAGGGAGCGACUCUGGCUUUCAACACGUGGUGCCCCACGCAGGAGUUUCAGCAUGGUCCACCAGGGGGCGCUGCCGCCUUGCUCUAGAAAGCUGGUUAUCAGGGACACCACGCUCUCCCAGACCUGUGUCCCUGGUGCCCUCUGAGCACUUGUGACACCACAGGUGCCAGAGUUCCAGGAUGCUGGAGCAGCAGAUCAGGGGUGGGGACAAGAAAUACUCCUUUUUCUUUCUUGUUUUGGGUUUCUGAGACAGUCUUGCUAGUUCAGGCUUGCCCCAAACUCAGUGACCCUCCUGUGUCAGCCGAGAGUGCCACCGCAGCGGGCUGAGGAGUCUGCGUUUGUUGCAGCCAUCCAACUCAAUUCCUGAACCGCUUUAGAUCCUCAGGCCCUGGUAGGAUGUGGCCAUGGACUGUCACCUUAGAGAGAAAAGCCCUGUUCCAC
Molecule: messenger RNA, 2446 nt
Organism: Octodon degus (degu)
Lineage: Eukaryota; Metazoa; Chordata; Mammalia; Rodentia; Octodontidae
Gene: Cd82
Product: CD82 molecule
Exons: 10
Coding region: 225-1025 (266 amino acids)
Cellular component (GO): membrane
Source: RefSeq, a predicted model, not a curated record